GCGGCCUCUGGGGAGAGGAGGCGCCCGGCCGCGUCCUGCGCUGUUCCCGGGCGCCCGGCGGGGAGCCAGGUGCUGGGUUGCCCCGUCGCGCUCGGUCCCGAGGGCAUGCGGCAGCCGCAGGGGCCCCGGCUCCCAGGCGAGCGCGUGCGGAUCCGAUGCAGAAAGAUGUGAGCUCACUCUGAAAGCUGUUGGUGGUACGCAGUGAAUGUGUCUUCAUGGGCUACUCCAUGAUACCAAUAGAGUGGUCUGGAGGAAGUGUGGGUGUUCAGCUCUUCUCCACAAUGAAUGAGUGUCACUAUGAUAAACACAUGGACUUUUUCUAUAAUAGGAGCAACACUGACACUGCAGAUGAGUGGACAGGAACAAAGCUUGUGAUUGUUUUGUGUGUUGGAACAUUUUUCUGCCUGUUCAUUUUUUUUUCCAAUUCUCUGGUCAUCGCAGCUGUGAUCAAAAACAGAAAAUUUCAUUUCCCCUUCUACUACCUGUUGGCUAACUUAGCCGCUGCAGAUUUCUUUGCUGGAAUUGCCUAUGUAUUCCUGAUGUUUAACACUGGCCCAGUUUCAAAAACUUUGACUGUCAACCGCUGGUUUCUCCGCCAGGGGCUUCUGGACACAAGCUUGACUGCCUCCCUGACGAAUUUGCUGGUUAUUGCUGUGGAGAGACACAUGUCAAUCAUGAGGAUGCGGGUCCACAGCAACUUGACCAAAAAGAGAGUGACAUUGCUCAUUCUGUUUGUGUGGGCCAUCGCCAUCUUCAUGGGGGCGGUCCCCACACUGGGCUGGAAUUGUGUCUGCAACAUCUCUGCCUGCUCUUCCCUGGCCCCCAUUUACAGCAGGAGUUACCUCAUUUUCUGGACUGUGUCCAACCUCAUGGCCUUCUUCAUCAUGGUGGUAGUAUACCUGCGGAUCUACAUGUAUGUCAAGAGGAAGACCAAUGUCUUGUCCCCACAUACAAGUGGGUCCAUCAGCCGCCGGAGGGCACCCAUGAAACUAAUGAAGACUGUGAUGACUGUCUUAGGUGCAUUCGUGGUGUGCUGGACCCCAGGUCUGGUAGUUUUGCUCCUGGAUGGCCUGAACUGCACGCAGUGUGGCGUGCAGCAUGUGAAACGCUGGUUCCUGCUGCUGGCGCUGCUCAACUCAGUCAUGAACCCCAUCAUUUACUCCUACAAGGAUGAGGAUAUGUACAGCACCAUGAAGAAAAUGAUCUGUUGCUUCACUCAGGAGAACAGCACAGAAAGACGCCCCUCUCGUAUCCCUUCCACCGUCCUCAGCAGGAGUGACACAGGCAGCCAGUAUAUGGAAGAUAGUAUUAGCCAAGCCACCAUCUGCAAUACAAACAGCUCCUAAGCUGUAGAUACCUCUCCCAUUGCCUACCCAGGCAUCCCCUGGGGAAAGAGCUGUUAAAAAUCAUUACCUAUCUCUACCAAAUGCCCAUGUACAGUGUUAUUUGAGAUCGGAAUGAAUCACUGCUAGGUUUUACAGUUUUGUUGUUGUUUUACAAGUUUAAAAGCCUGGGCAGUGAAGAGAAGAUAGUACAUUCAGUGAAAAUGCAGAGAAAGAUGGAGACAAUACAGUGAAUGGAUUGCUGCUCAGUUUCCUACAAACUUCUCAGAGCAUCACCAGCCAGCUGGGUACGCCAGGCUCUGCUGCCAUCUUGUAGCGAUUUGUUUUUUGUGUUUCAAAAGAUGUCAAAGGUCGUAAGCCAAACUGAAUAAUAAAUGAUGCUACUUGAGCCACUUUAUGUAGCUGCUAGGAAAACCUAUGUAGUUUUUUUCUUCACACAUCUAAAAGAUUCAGAAAUAUUUCAGCAGUAGUAUUCUUCUACUGAAUAAUUACUAAGUAUUUUUUUCCUCAUGAAAACCAUGGCAAGUAGCUAGGUAUUCAGUAGGAAUCUAAGAAUAACAAAUUACUAAGGAUUCCAUAAUAAACCUGAUUUUUCUAGGGAGCAUUUUGAGAAAGCAUGUUUACUUAAAAAUAAUAACAAAAAUAAUGGAGACUUAGAACCUCAUUUGAUGACAUGAUCUUCUUAAACAGGUGUGUAUGUGUAUAAGCACAUCUACUUAGAUUCGAACUUUGCAAUUCAAGACUCCAAGGAUAGAGAUGGUGAGAUAGAUCACUGCCAUCCAAACUCUCCAGUCUAGAACAAAAGCUAUAGAAAUGACCUGGUGUGAGCUACAUAAAAAUGAAAAAAAAGCUAAAGAAAUAUUGUUUUAAGCAGACAUUUUAAUAGCAAAAUAGAAUGUAUUGAUAAGCAGGGUGAAUUCUUUCUAUAUAAGAUCAAAUAUGAGUGCUUAAUUUCAUCUAGCUCCACACCACUGGUAGCUUGUUGGCUUUUUUAUGUGGAAAUAUUUCACAUCUCAAGGUUUGCCCAAGGUUCUCAAUGUAUUUCAUACUUGUCUUGUGGAUUGAAUUUUGAACUAGGUCAUUUGAAUUUUUCUCCUUCAAAGACCUAGAUAAGCAACUUGAAAGGCAAAUGAGUAAGAAAUGAAAAAUAGUAUUUCAUGGACAUAGGCUACUGACUGAAGUUUUUAUGUAAAACAUUUAGCAUAUAUUCUGAUUUCAAAUAAUAACUUCAAGGCAGUUAAUAUUUAUGUAGUCUGCUAACGAAGUUUACACAUUUUUUGCUAUUGUAAUAUAACAUUCAUGUGCAAGAACUACUUGUAAUAAAAGAAUUUCUGAAGUCAUGCUUUUAGAUAUAAUAGCCUAAAAUAGAGUAUUAUGAUUUGAAGGUGUAGAGUUCACAUGCUGUUAGUGUGUCUACCUGAAGCUUAUAUCAAAUCAAUCUAUAAAAUAAAAUUUA
Messenger RNA from Dipodomys ordii (Ord's kangaroo rat), 2799 nucleotides. RefSeq names its product lysophosphatidic acid receptor 3 (gene Lpar3). Gene Ontology annotation, cellular component: membrane. Gene Ontology annotation, biological process: G protein-coupled receptor signaling pathway. The transcript has 4 exons. The coding region runs from base 216 to 1346 and encodes 376 amino acids. Gene Ontology annotation, molecular function: lysophosphatidic acid receptor activity. The record is from RefSeq and is a predicted model, not a curated record. NCBI's taxonomy places the organism in Eukaryota, Metazoa, Chordata, Mammalia, Rodentia, Heteromyidae.